CGCGCGCCCCCGUGCGAUCCGGCCCGCGUCCCGCCGGCAUGGACGUCCACACCCGCUGGAAAGCGCGCGGCCCCCCGCGCCCGGGCGCCCCGCCGCUGUCCCCGCUGCUGCUCCCUUUCCUCCUGCUGCUGUGGGCGCCGCCGCCGAGCCGCGCAGCUCAGCCAGCAGAUCUCCUGAAGGUUCUGGACUUCCACACCUUGCCAGAUGGAAUAACAAAGACUACAGGGUUUUGUGCCACACGACGAUCCUCCAAGGGCCCAGAUGUCGCCUACCGAGUCACCAAAGAUGCUCAGCUCAGCGCGCCCACCAAGCAGCUGUACCCUGCGUCUGUGUUUCCUGAGGACUUCUCCAUCCUGACCACUGUGAAAGCCAAGAAAGGCAGCCAGGCCUUCUUGGUCUCCAUCUACAAUGAGCAGGGCAUCCAGCAGAUCGGCCUGGAGCUGGGCCGCUCGCCCGUCUUCCUCUAUGAGGACCACACCGGGAAGCCUGGGCCCGAGCAGUACCCUCUCUUCAGGGGCAUCAACCUGUCAGAUGGCAAGUGGCACAGAAUUGCUCUCAGUGUCCACAAGAAGAACGUCACCUUGAUCCUCGACUGUAAAAAAAAGACCACGAAGUUCCUUGACCGCAGCGACCACCCCAUUGUAGAUGUCAAUGGCAUCAUUGUGUUUGGCACCCGGAUCCUGGACGAGGAAGUAUUUGAGGGUGACAUCCAGCAGUUGCUCUUCGUCUCAGACCACCGGGCAGCUUAUGAUUACUGUGAGCACUACAGUCCCGACUGUGACACCGCGGCCCCCGACACUCCGCAGUCGCAGGACCCCAACCUAGAUGAAUACUACCCAGAUGGAGAGGGCGAUGGUGAGACCUAUUACUACGAGUACCCCUACUAUGAGGACUCGGACGACAUGGGGAAGGAGCCUGCCCCGACCAAAACGCCGGUGGAAGCUGCGAGAGAAACCACGGAGAUUCCUGAGGAGCUGACCCCGCCCCCCACGGCAGCCCCUACGGUGCCUGAUUUGGUGCCCGAGACCAGUGAGCAGGCUGGCGGGGAGGAGGACCCAGGCAUCGGGGACUACGAGUACGUGCCCAUCGACGACUACUACACACCCUCCCCGUACGAGGACCUCAGUUACGGCGAGGGCCUUGAGAACCCUGAGCAGCCCACUGACCCCAACUCGGGGCCCGAAGUCCCCACCAGCACCACGGUGGCCUCCAACGUUUCCAACCCAGCUCUGUCUCCAGGGGAAGGGAAGGAUGACCUGGAGGGCGGGUUCGCAGAGGAAACCCUCAAGAACCUGGAUGAGAACUACUACGACCCUUACUUUGAUCCUGACUCCAAUGGCUCCCCAUCGGAGAUUGGGCCAGGCAUGCCUGCGAACCAGGACACCAUCUACGAAGGGAUCGGAGGACCCCGGGGUGAGAAAGGUCAGAAGGGAGAGCCGGCCAUCAUUGAGCCAGGGAUGCUCAUCGAGGGGCCACCUGGCCCGGAAGGACCUGCUGGUCUUCCAGGACCUCCAGGAACUACGGGUCCCACUGGCCAAGUGGGCGACCCUGGAGAGAGGGGUCCCCCUGGUCGGCCCGGCCUUCCUGGGGCCGAUGGCCUGCCCGGCCCCCCGGGAACCAUGCUGAUGCUGCCGUUCCGCUUUGGAGGUGGUGGGGAUGCGGGCGCCAAAGGCCCCAUGGUCUCCGCCCAGGAGUCGCAGGCCCAGGCCAUCCUGCAGCAGGCCAGGCUGGCGUUGCGGGGACCAGUGGGCCCGAUGGGCUUGACAGGGAGACCCGGCCCCAUGGGCCCUCCUGGCAGCGGAGGUCUGAAGGGCGAGGCGGGCGAUAUGGGGCCUCAGGGUCCCCGAGGUGUGCAAGGCCCUCCCGGCCCAUCAGGGAAGCCCGGAAGACGGGGCCGGGCUGGGAGUGACGGAGCAAGAGGCAUGCCCGGACAAACGGGCCCCAAGGGCGACCGCGGCUUUGACGGCCUGGCCGGGUUGCCUGGCGAGAAGGGCCACAGGGGUGACCCUGGUCCUUCUGGCCCGCCCGGACCCCCGGGAGAGGAUGGAGAAAGGGGUGACGAUGGAGAAGUUGGGCCCAGAGGGCUGCCAGGGGAGCCGGGGCCACGUGGUCUGCUUGGGCCAAAGGGGCCCCCGGGCCCUCCAGGACCCCCCGGUGUGACGGGUAUGGACGGUCAACCAGGCCCGAAAGGAAAUGUGGGCCCCCAGGGAGAGCCCGGCCCCCCGGGACAGCAGGGCAACCCCGGUGCCCAGGGUCUUCCGGGCCCCCAGGGUGCCAUCGGUCCUCCGGGAGAUAAGGGUCCUUUGGGGAAGCCCGGACUUCCAGGAAUGCCCGGUGCUGAUGGACCCCCGGGGCACCCUGGCAAGGAAGGCCCUCCAGGAGAGAAAGGAGGCCAGGGUCCACCUGGUCCCCAGGGUCCCUUAGGCUACCCGGGCCCUCGAGGAGUCAAGGGGGCAGACGGCAUCCGAGGUCUGAAGGGCACCAAGGGCGAGAAGGGCGAAGACGGCUUCCCUGGAUUUAAAGGUGACAUGGGCAUCAAGGGCGAUCGGGGGGAGAUCGGCCCGCCUGGUCCCAGGGGUGAAGAUGGCCCUGAAGGCCCAAAGGGCCGAGGCGGUCCCAAUGGUGAUCCAGGUCCCCUGGGGCCCCCUGGGGAGAAGGGCAAACUCGGAGUCCCAGGGUUACCUGGGUACCCAGGAAGACAAGGGCCAAAGGGUUCCAUUGGAUUCCCGGGAUUCCCUGGUGCCAAUGGAGAGAAGGGUGGCCGGGGGACGCCUGGAAAGCCCGGACCACGGGGACAGCGAGGCCCGACGGGCCCCCGGGGUGAAAGAGGCCCUCGGGGCAUCACGGGGAAGCCCGGCCCCAAGGGCAACUCUGGAGGUGAUGGUCCUGCUGGCCCUCCCGGUGAGCGGGGACCCAACGGACCCCAAGGACCUACCGGCUUCCCUGGACCAAAGGGUCCCCCGGGUCCCCCAGGGAAAGACGGGCUCCCCGGACACCCUGGACAGAGAGGCGAGACUGGCUUCCAAGGCAAGACUGGCCCGCCCGGUCCCCCAGGUGUGGUUGGCCCUCAGGGUCCCACGGGAGAAACGGGUCCAAUGGGCGAGCGUGGCCACCCUGGGCCCCCCGGCCCUCCUGGUGAACAGGGGCUCCCAGGCCUUGCUGGCAAGGAGGGAACGAAGGGUGACCCAGGCCCAGCCGGCCUCCCUGGGAAGGACGGCCCUCCAGGCUUACGUGGCUUCCCUGGGGACCGAGGGCUCCCUGGCCCGGUGGGAGCCCUUGGGCUGAAAGGCAACGAAGGCCCCCCCGGCCCCCCGGGCCCCGCGGGAUCUCCGGGGGAGAGAGGCCCUGCUGGCGCUGCUGGGCCCAUCGGCAUUCCAGGGAGACCCGGGCCACAGGGGCCGCCAGGGCCGGCUGGAGAGAAAGGGGCCCCGGGCGAGAAAGGCCCCCAAGGCCCAGCCGGCCGAGAUGGGCUCCAGGGUCCUGUGGGGCUCCCCGGUCCAGCUGGCCCUGUGGGCCCCCCCGGUGAAGAUGGAGACAAGGGAGAGAUGGGGGAGCCGGGACAGAAAGGAAGCAAGGGAGACAAAGGCGAGCAGGGUCCCCCUGGGCCCACUGGUCCUCAAGGCCCCAUCGGACAGCCAGGCCCCUCUGGCGCAGAUGGGGAGCCGGGCCCCCGUGGCCAGCAAGGCCUCUUCGGGCAGAAAGGAGACGAAGGUUCGAGAGGUUUCCCUGGGCCCCCGGGGCCAGUGGGGUUGCAGGGCCUGCCGGGACCUGCGGGCGAAAAGGGCGAGACAGGAGACGUGGGCCAGAUGGGCCCGCCUGGUCCCCCUGGCCCCCGAGGUCCUUCCGGAGCUCCAGGUGCUGAUGGGCCUCAAGGUCCUCUGGGUGGAAUCGGGAAUCCGGGCGCAGUGGGCGAGAAGGGGGAGCCUGGCGAAGCCGGCGAGCCUGGCCUUCCGGGAGAAGGAGGCCCUCCGGGCCCUAAAGGAGAAAGAGGAGAGAAGGGCGAGGCCGGGCCCUCAGGAGCUGCUGGGCCCCCUGGCCCCAAAGGCCCGCCCGGAGACGACGGCCCCAAGGGCAGCCCUGGCCCUGUGGGUUUUCCUGGCGAUCCUGGCCCCCCCGGAGAGCCUGGCCCCGCGGGUCAGGACGGUCCCCCUGGUGACAAAGGAGAUGAUGGUGAACCUGGACAGACGGGAUCCCCGGGCCCCACUGGUGAGCCUGGUCCAUCUGGGCCCCCGGGAAAGCGGGGACCCCCAGGCCCUGUGGGCCCCGAAGGCAGACAGGGAGAGAAAGGAGCCAAGGGAGAAGCCGGCUUGGAAGGCCCUCCUGGGAAGACUGGCCCCAUCGGCCCACAGGGGGCCCCCGGGAAGCCUGGGCCUGAUGGCCUGCGCGGGAUCCCCGGCCCCGUGGGCGAGCAGGGUCUCCCCGGAUCCCCAGGCCCGGAUGGGCCACCCGGCCCCAUGGGCCCCCCAGGACUCCCCGGCCUCAAAGGAGAUUCUGGGCCCAAAGGCGAAAAGGGUCACCCAGGCCUGAUUGGACUCAUCGGCCCACCAGGGGAGCAGGGCGAGAAGGGUGACCGAGGGCUCCCUGGCCCCCAGGGCUCAUCUGGCCCGAAAGGAGAACAGGGUAUCACUGGUCCUUCUGGCCCCAUUGGGCCCCCUGGACCCCCUGGCCUGCCGGGUCCGCCGGGUCCUAAAGGCGCUAAAGGCUCCUCGGGUCCCACCGGCCCGAAGGGUGAGGCAGGCCAGCCAGGACUUCCCGGCCCACCCGGCCCCCCGGGCGAGGUCAUCCAGCCCCUGCCGAUCCAGGCCUCGCGGACGCGGAGGAAUAUUGAUGCCAGCCAGCUGCUGGAUGACGGGGCGGGCGAGAGCUACAUGGACUACGCAGAUGGCAUGGAGGAGAUCUUCGGCUCACUCAACUCGCUGAAGCUGGAGAUCGAGCAGAUGAAGCGGCCGCUGGGCACGCAGCAGAACCCAGCGCGCACCUGCAAGGACCUGCAGCUCUGCCACCCUGACUUCCCUGACGGUGAAUACUGGGUGGACCCCAACCAGGGCUGCUCCCGGGACUCCUUUAAAGUCUACUGCAACUUCACGGCCGGCGGGGCGACCUGCGUCUUCCCCGACAAGAAGUCCGAGGGGGCCAGGAUCACUUCUUGGCCCAAAGAAAACCCGGGUUCCUGGUUCAGUGAAUUCAAGCGUGGGAAACUGCUCUCCUAUGUGGACGCAGAGGGAAACCCCGUGGGUGUGGUGCAGAUGACCUUCCUGAGGCUGCUCAGUGCCUCCGCCCACCAGAACAUCACCUACCACUGCUACCAGUCAGUGGCCUGGCAGGAUGCCACCACGGGCAGCUAUGACAAGGCCAUGCGCUUCCUGGGCUCCAACGACGAGGAGAUGUCUUAUGACAACAACCCCUACAUCCACGCCCUGGCGGAUGGCUGCGCGACCAGGAAAGGCUACCAGAAGACGGUGCUGGAGAUAGACACCCCCAAAGUGGAGCAGGUACCCAUCGUGGACAUCAUGUUCAACGACUUCGGCGACGCAGCACAGAAGUUUGGAUUUGAAGUGGGGCAGGCUUGCUUCAUGGGCUAGGAGCCGUGCGCAACCUCGUGACCUCAGCACGCCCCUUGUGAGUGUCCCCACGAGCGCCGAGCGCCGUCAGCUCAGACGGCGAAGGUUUCUCGUGCCCCUCCCACCGGACUUCAUCUGCGCCCGGCACCUGGCUGGCGGUGCCAACCUGCGCUCUGGCUGGGAGAGAGCCACGCCCACCCCCAACGGAGCCGAAUCACAUGACCUAGCAGGCCACACCCACGUUCCGUCUACACCCCAGGCCACGGAGGGAGCCGGCUGCUGCCCUGGCCCCUUGCUCACCGGAUCCGCUGAUGGACCGCAUCGUGGACAGUGGACAGGGGUUGGGGCUGGGGUGGCAGUAUUUGGAUAUCACUUCUUUUUUUAAUUCAACUUGAAGAUGUGUAUUUCCCCUGACCUUCAAAAAAUGUGCGGAGGCCAGCCUUGCAAAGGUCGCCAAAGCCUCUGUUUUUAACCACCCUCAACACGAUCCAUUCAGAGGCCAAAUGUCAUUCUGCAUGUGCCUUUCCGAUGGAUUAAAGGUGCUUAUGUUUUUGUGAGUUUUAAGUAAAUAUUUGUAUUGUAUUGUUAUAAAUGUUAAGUGUGCCUGACUUUCAAUGGUGUGUGGAAACCCCAGCCUCAGGCCCCCGGGGAGAACGGGCGGAGGGGAUAAAGCCUCCUCUUUAGAAGUAGGAAGUUGCCCCGGCCUGCCCCACCCUGACAAGAAUAUGCAGUAAGUUGGAAAUUCACCCAGGUCCCCAGAAGCCCUUCUGCCAAAGAAAAAUCAGUGCCAGACCCCUUUUCCAGGCCAGUUUGGUUUUUCUAUGGGGAGGAAAAAAGAAUCCGAUACUCUGCUUUUUCUAUAUGUACUUAGACUAAGACGCAGGGUUCGGUUCAUUUUGAUUGCUUCCUUUUUCCAUUUUCCUUUCUACAGAGCCUGGGCAGGAAACCGAGAUUUGUGUAGAUGGUAAUUAAGUGAAACUUGGUGCUGAUUUUUUACACUUCUCUUGUGGUGCUAUGUCUGAAGAUCUUGUAGGAGGCAACAUGGGGGGGGUGUCUGCUGGUGCUCCUCUUCCGGGCUUCCUUCCCCUGGGCGUUGACUCUGGGAGCCGAGUCUUUGCCAAGGGCCUUGUAGGAGAUGCCACCUCCCCUCCCAGCGGGCGCGGAGCCUCCGGGUGCUGUUCUUGGCCGGGGAACCUGCCCCCAAGUCCCGUUACUGGGCUGUGUGGACUUGAUCUGAACACACACACACGUGCAGAAUAACGACUUCCUGCAUCCUGCGUGGUAUGGCCAUUGCGGACUGUGUUCGUGGUACUGAUUUCUGUCUGUUGCAAAAACUGAGCUGAGGCCAUUCAGGUGCCCCAUGUACCCGUGGUCUCAGCCGGAGACUGCCUCGCACGCAGGUCGAGAAAUGUGCAAUGAACUCUGGGUGUCUCGGGCCUGCUGCGGCCCUUGUUUCCCACAGAAGCAAUCGGGUUUCGGCCUUCGGAUGUCUGGGACACGGGCAUUGGCUGCUCUGGAGCUCAGGCUGGUACACUUCCCACUGGGCCUCGGCCUCACUGUCCGGGGCGAGGGGCUGCCUGUGUGAACGGUGGAGCCCAGGCCAGCCAGCAGUCCCUGUACUGUGAACCGUGCCCUCCGCCACACCCCUGGCUCCACCACGGGGAAGCAGUGCUGGGGAGCAGGCUGACCACCAUGGGACACGCCUGCAGCAUCCCAGGAAGAAGACCAGCAAGGCCGACUCCCCGUGUCUCCCCAGAAAACAAGUCGCACUCUUGCCAAAGAAAAGCCUGGCUUAGGGACUCUCGAAGCCAGGACGCCAGCAGGCACCGUGACCGCUGUGUGCCUCUCCUCACGUGAAACGCCAUAUUGGAACUGUCGUGCGUGCAGUGCCCUGUGGACUUGGUCUAGGUCAUGUGAUUCUGUUUCACCUCCCCCAUCAGAUUUGUCCUUUCAUUUGUCAUUUUCUGUUGGUCCCCUCAAAGUUGUAAUUUGUAUGAAGUCCAAAAUGUGUCCUGUUCUCCCCGAAACCACUUUAGCUAAGGUAUAUUGCAAUAAAAUCACUUCUUAUAUUUGCAGGCA
This is a messenger RNA of Heterocephalus glaber (naked mole-rat), 7640 nucleotides long. It is a transcript of the gene Col5a1, whose product is annotated as collagen type V alpha 1 chain. Gene Ontology annotation, biological process: extracellular matrix organization. Gene Ontology annotation, molecular function: extracellular matrix structural constituent conferring tensile strength. Lineage: Eukaryota; Metazoa; Chordata; Mammalia; Rodentia; Bathyergidae. The record is from RefSeq and is a predicted model, not a curated record.